AUCUUAUAAGGGCAGCAGAAUAAAGAGAGCAAAGUGUGGAAUAGACAAGCGGACAGUUUGGUGCGAGAGAGAACGGGAUAAGUAGCAGAGAGAAAGUGUGGUGGAGCUGGAAAAGGAGGGAUGAGCAGAGAAGAGAGGGAACACAGCAGAGAGAGAGAGAGUUAGUCAUUGAGUUGUGAUACACUGGGCAUUCUGAGGUUACAACGGAAUGUUGUGCUGUGUCUUUGUCAAUCCCUUGAACUCGGUUUACUUUGCAGUGGGUGACCAGAUGGAGGGCUCGUCCCCUCAAACCCCGUCCACUUUGGAGCGAGGCGUCACCAGAAAGCGCCAGGCCUGGGCCCAGAGCAGAGGGCAGCGGCAGAACGUGGAAGAGAGCCUCACGUUACCAGAUGCGGGUUUGAGAGCUGUGAAUAAAGCUGAAGGUAACCUGACUAUCGGAAUCAAGGGUAAUGUGUCACGGAGUCCGAGUCAGCCAAUGUUAUUGGGUAUCUCUCAGAUACUGGAACUAUACAGGGAGGAUCCUGAGGAUAUUCUGUACAACCUUGGCUUUGGGAUGGAAGAGCCGAAUAUUACAGCAAAAAUUCCGCCUCGCUUUUUCAGCUACACCUCCCACGCAAAUGGAAUUAACUUCCGUGUCUUCUUGGAAGCUCAGGUGAAGAGACUGGGGGAGGAAAAUCCCAGUUACACAUUGGCAAGUCGUUUCCGGCAGAUUGAGGUCCUGACGACCAUGGCGAAUGCCCUGACCUCCCUCUACUCCCGUGUGUCCAAAACGCCAGUGAGGAAGAUCGGGCCUGCCCACCAGUUCUCCUUCAGUCCGGAGAAAACCAAGCAAUGGCAGGAAGGGAAGCACCCGGGAGGAAAAGCCGUUCAGAAACUGCGGAAAACAAUUACCAAGUUGUGCUUGUACGGAGCACCCAAGGAGUUGGGAAAUCCGAAGCAAAGGAAAGAGUCGUCAAGCAAAGCGAGCUCGGGGCCGGACCAGUCUCCAGGUUGCUCAGCGAAAGCGGAAUGUGUGAAAACCGAGCCUCGAGGCUCAGGAGAAGGUUGUGAACAGGCCUCCAAUUCUAGAGAUGGACAGAACUCAGAGAGUCCACACCUGAAGGAGGAAGAAGGUCAGCAAUCUAGCGGGGCCGUUACCAAGGAGACGUCGGAUGCAGACACCGGGAAGUCCAAACUUGACGCCCUCAACACAACAGCAACGGCAGAGGCAACGGCGCACCAGUCUCCGGGAAUGGAGUUUCCCAAUGAACACUCGGAGUGCUCCACACCCAUGCCAUCACUGUCGGGGCAAGAGGUUGAUUCCAACCCUGGUGGCUCCCAGGACCUGCACAUCAAUACACAGGAGUCAACACAUCUCAUUAUUUCCCCAGAGCUACCAGAACAGCUCAAAACAUCGCCUGAAAGUCCAGGAUAUGUUGCAAACUGAGGUUUGCUGGGUGACAUGAUACCGAUGUCAGAAGGAUGAGUUGUAAUCCUUUGACCAGUCAGCGAUUGUUUUCUCGUGGAUACAUCUGAUGAGAAACUAAUACGUCACGCCAAAUUCAACAGGGAAUAGAUGCCCUGCUGCAUCCCACUCCUCAUCAUCCUGGAUAUACAAACUUGACUUUCAACGCAAAUCACGAGGUGUUCAUAAAACGAAGACAAAAGCAAAAGGGGCCAUUCAAAACAAAGGACCACAGUCAGCAUUUUGCCUGCUAGUGAACUGCUGUCCCAGUAGUAAGAGUGGUGAUGAGAGGGUUUGCUGUUCUCUAUAACCACACACGAUGAUUUAUAACACCAUAGAAUAGCAGUGGUGCAUCCAGUAGAACUGCUGCCUCACAAUGCCGGAGUCCCAGGUUCGAUCCUGGCCUCGGGUGCUGUCUGUGUGGAGUGAUCAUGUUCUGCCAAUGACCAUGUGGGUUUCUUACGGGUGCUCUGGUUUCCUCCCACAUCCCAACGAUACGCGAUGGUCAGCAUGGAUUUGGUGGGUCGAAGGGCCAGUUUCAAUGCCUUCUUCUUCUUCUUCUUCUUCUUCUUCUUCUUCUUCUUCUUCUUCUUCUUCUUCUUCUUCUUCUUCUUCUUCUUCUUCUUCUUCUUCUUCUUCCCUUUGCUUCUCUAGGCAGCAUAGGUCAUUGACAAAUGUCCCCCACAUCACUCGGUUGUUGGCAGUUCUUUUGAGGCCGCCCCACUUGAGCCCACUCUCAGACAUUUCUGUUUGGACACCCCUUCUCCAGCUGUUCCAUGCUGUACAUUACAAUAUAUCAAGAGAAAAUCUCAACUAGAUUUUUUAAAGAAAAAUCCAGGUAUUUCCCCCAACCCUGCUCUUCGCCAAUAUCCUUGUGUUUUUCAUUAUCUCAUUGACUCAUUUCUGAAACUUCCCAUUGAAUCCAUAUCAAAACCAAAUCACCGCGUCCCAAAUCCUAACACACUUGCAAAAUUAUUAUUUUUUAAUUCUCAUAUCACUUCUGGCUCUUCCCAUCAACACCUUCCCAGAAGCGAAAAGUGUGGUUUCUACUGCACUCGCUCCAGUCAUCUCCACUUCAAAAGUCUCCAAGAGACUUGUAAUGUAAUGGAUAGCAGCAAUUACACAGUGAUGCAGCUCGUAAAGCCGCCGCCUCAUAGCUCCAGUGAUCCAGCUUUAAUCCUGAUCUCCACUGCUAUCUGUGUGGAGUUUGCACGUUCCCCCUGUCAUUUGGAUUUCCACUGGGUUUCUCCUGCAUCCCAUGAAUUGGCAAGAUAAUUGGGAAUCAAACUCACCCCCAAGUAUGUAGUUGUAUGAGCGUCGGGAUUGUGUAAACAGUUGCUUCAUUAUUGUCGUGGAGUCAGUGAUUCUAAGGCUUGUUACUAAGCUGUGACUAUGACUUCAUAAUUACAUCAAUAGUUGUAAAGUGCAUUAAACUACAUUUUUUUAAUGGUACAGAUUUAAAACCAAUUCCUGAUAUUUUUGCACUAAGUAUCUCUGUUUAUAAAACCAGAGAUCCAAUCUGCGUUGCUCCGUGAUCUGUUAGCCUACACUUCCAAACAAACAUGUCCUGUCUCUUGCAUCAUUCAACCAACAUUAUCUCUCCUCAUCCUUCCUUGCAACAUAAAUCACCUCACAUCCUCAAAACGGUUGACUCCUGCCGGCCACUUCAUUGGCUUUUCACAGGCAAGUUAACAUUCUCACGGGGUCCGAUCGCCCGGGAGCGGGGGAGCUGAGAUUCCCCCCCGAUGCAGGAGUUUGAUCGCCCCAACGCGAGGGCCCAAAUGCCGCCGGCUACGGGGGCCAAGAUCACCCCGUCAAUGGAAGGCUCGAGGCCCCCGACCGCAGGAGAACAAGGGAUGAGAUUGAACUUUUUUUCGCCUUCCAUCACAGUGAGGAAUGCGGAGGAGUCACUGUGGUGGAUGUUUAUGUUGAAAUGUAUUUGUGUGUUUUGUUGCUUUAUAUUGGUAUGACUGUAUGGCAAAUCAAAUUACUUGUAUGUUGCAAAACAUACUUGGCUAAUAAAGUAUUAUUAUGAUUAUGAGACCAUUUAGUGGAUCGCCUACUGUUAGUACUUUCACAUUGAGCGGUUUAUGCUGUGUUUAGUUUAGUUUACUGUCACGUGUACCAAGGUACAGUGAAAAACUUUUUUAUUGAGUGCUAUCCAGUUAGUGUAAAUACUAUACAUGGUUACAAUCAAGCUGCCCACAGUGUACAGAUUCAGGAUGAAGGUAAUAAUGUUUAGUGCAAGAUUAAAUCCAGAAAAGUCCAAUUAAAGAUAGUCUGAGGGUCUCCAUGAGGUAGAUGGUAGGUCAGGACUGCUCUCUAGUUGGUGAUGUUGGUUGCCUGUACAGAAUUUGUACGUUCUCCCUGUGACCUGCAUGGAUUUUUUCCAAUAUCUUUAGUUUCCUCCCACACUCCAAAGCCAUACAGGUUUGUAGGUUAAUUGGCUUGAUAUAAAUGUAAAUUGUCCCUAGUGUGUGUAGGAUAGUGUUAAUGUGCGGGGAUUGCUGGUUGGUGCGGUCUCGAUGGGCCGAAGGGCCUGUUUCCACACAGUAUCUCUGAACU
Messenger RNA from Leucoraja erinaceus (little skate), 4009 nucleotides. It is a transcript of the gene tespa1, whose product is annotated as thymocyte expressed, positive selection associated 1. The transcript is spliced from 5 exons. Gene Ontology annotation, molecular function: signaling receptor binding. The record is from RefSeq and is a predicted model, not a curated record. The coding region runs from base 209 to 1426 and encodes 405 amino acids. NCBI's taxonomy places the organism in Eukaryota, Metazoa, Chordata, Chondrichthyes, Rajiformes, Rajidae.